CCGCAAACCUAGAAGUCACUAAGUCAAUUCAAAAUGGUUGCGAGAAGUGAGGUAAUUGAGAUAGUGGAAGAUACGGCGGCGAAAUGUUUGAUGUUGUUAUCAAGAGUUGGAGAAUGCGGCGGUUACGGAGGAGGAGAGAAACGUGUUUUCCGAUGCAAGACUUGUCUUAAAGAGUUCUCAUCGUUUCAAGCUUUAGGAGGUCAUCGUGCAAGUCACAAGAAACUCAUUAACAGUCACGAUAUAUCACUUCUUGGAUCAUUGUCUAACAAGAAGACUAAAACGAUGACGUCGCAUCCUUGUCCGAUAUGUGGCGUGGAGUUUCCGAUGGGACAAGCUCUUGGUGGUCACAUGAGGAGACAUAGGAACGAGAAAGGUUCCGGUACGUUGGUUACACGUUCUUUUUUACCGGAGACGACGACUACGGUGACGACUUUGAAGAAAUGGAGUAGUGGGAAGAGAGUGGCUUGUUUGGAUUUGGACUUGGAUUCGAUGGAGAGUUUGGUCAAUUGGAAGUUGGAGUUGGGAAGAACGAUUUCUUGAUUCGUUUUCUUGCUUUAUGUUUUUAGUUUUAUAGAUAAAACAUACAGUUUCACAUGGUUUUGUAAUCUUUGUUGAUCCAUUUAUAUAUCUUACCGAUCGAUGUGUAUAUUAUUUUGAUAUAUACUAUCGGAGUUUACUUUCA
Messenger RNA from Arabidopsis lyrata subsp. lyrata, 682 nucleotides. Its product is annotated as zinc finger protein ZAT8. Gene Ontology annotation, biological process: response to stress; response to chitin. The record is from RefSeq and is a predicted model, not a curated record. Lineage: Eukaryota; Viridiplantae; Streptophyta; Magnoliopsida; Brassicales; Brassicaceae. Bases 34 to 540 code for a protein of 168 amino acids. The transcript has a single exon.